Molecule: messenger RNA, 465 nt
Organism: Cynara cardunculus var. scolymus (artichoke)
Lineage: Eukaryota; Viridiplantae; Streptophyta; Magnoliopsida; Asterales; Asteraceae
Product: very-long-chain 3-oxoacyl-CoA reductase-like protein At1g24470
Exons: 3
Coding region: 1-465 (154 amino acids)
Cellular component (GO): endoplasmic reticulum
Molecular function (GO): ketoreductase activity
Source: RefSeq, a predicted model, not a curated record
AUGGUGAAGGUUCAAUCAAAAUACUGCUUGGUUGGUAUAACCAUUAAACUUGUGAACUUCCCAUGGAAGAUGUGGUUGAGGGUUGGUGUUGGGGUUAGGGUUAGGGGUACAUUGACAUUAAUGGGUUCAAUUGAACCACAUCCACAUGAGGGGUAUAUUGAUCAAUUUUCAAGAUCUUUACAUGUGGAGUACAAAUCUCUUGGUAUAGAUGUUCAGUGUCAGGUACCAUUAUAUGUAUCUACAAACAUGGCAUCACAAGUUGCAUUCGUUGAAAAAUCAUCUUUAUUCAUACCAACAGCUGACCAAUAUGUGAAAGCUGCAAUAAGACAAAUAGGAUAUGAAUCUCGUUGUACACCAUAUUGGGCUCACUCGGUUCAAUGGUUCUUCGCUUUGUUGGCCCCUGAUUCUCUUCUGGACGCGUGGCGCCUAUCAAUUGGCAUUAAACGUAGGGGGCAUAUUGCAUAA